UAACCCAAACACCUCUGAUCCAGUAGAAGCCUUAACAAUGUCCGACUACCAGCAGCAGCAGGAGGAGGAGGCAACUGACAGUAACAUAAUAAACGUAUUCUGGGACAAGGGUAUGUUGGAUCAUGACAUGGGUACAGGAGUAUUCGAUAGCGGAAUAGACCCUGGUUUUCUAGACAUCCUUGAAAAACACCCUGAAAACCCUGACAGGAUAAUUAACAUUGUUUCCAUCCUUAAAAGAGGUCCAAUUUCCCCUUUCAUUUCAUGGCACUCUUCUUCUAAACCUGCUCAUGUUUCCCAAUUGCUGUCUUUCCAUACCCAAGAAUAUAUCGACUCUCUACUCGAAGCAGAUAAAAAUGGAGGAAAAACAAUUUGUAGUGGGACAUUUCUGAAUAUUGGGUCAUGGAAUUCUGCACUUUUAGCUGCUGGCACUACACUUUCAGCCAUUAAGUAUAUUCUUGACGGACAUGGAAAGUUAUGUUAUGCAUUGGUUAGGCCACCUGGCCAUCAUGCUCAGCCUACUCGAGCUGAUGGCUAUUGCUUUCUAAAUAAUGCGGGCCUUGCUGUUCAAUAUGCUUUAGAUUCGGGUUGUAAAAGGGUUACAGUUAUAGAUAUUGAUGUUCAUUAUGGUAAUGGAACUGCAGAGGGUUUCUACCAUUCUGACAAAGUUCUGACUAUUUCCCUUCAUAUGAAUCAUGGUUCGUGGGGGACAUCUCAUCCUCAAAGUGGAGAUAUAAAUGAGCUUGGUGAGGGGACUGGAUAUGGGUAUAAUCUGAAUGUGCCUUUGCCAAAUGGAACGGGGGACAAGGGAUAUAAGUAUGCAAUGGUGGAGCUCGUCUCCCCUGCUGUUAGAAAGUUCAGGCCUGAUAUGAUGGUUUUUGUUGUUGGUCAAGAUUCAAGUGCUCAGUUUGAUCCAAAUGGAAGACAAUGUUUAUCAAUGGAGGGUUAUCGAGACAUUGGCCAGAUAAUUCGCAGGCUAGCUGAUGAUCAUUGCAACGGGCGCAUCUUAAUUGUGCAGGAAGGUGGGUAUCAUGUAACAUAUUCAGCGUAUUGUCUUCAUGCAACUCUUGAAGGCGUGCUUAAUCUUCCGGCACCUCUGUUAUCUGAUCCCAUUGCUUACUACCCUGAGGAUGAUGCAUCUGCUAUUAAAGCUAUUGAAUCAAUUAAACACCAUCAAGCAACAGUUGUACCAUUUUUAAGAGAUGCCACCCAUUAGCCUUUCUGUACACAUGAAAUAGAUUGCAGUUAUUUAGAAUCAAACUGUUGUACCAGUUCUCUUUAUUUAAUGACUCAGGAAAUCAUUUUGUUUA
Erigeron canadensis is the source of this 1307-nucleotide messenger RNA. RefSeq names its product histone deacetylase 8. The record is from RefSeq and is a predicted model, not a curated record. The coding region runs from base 38 to 1213 and encodes 391 amino acids. NCBI's taxonomy places the organism in Eukaryota, Viridiplantae, Streptophyta, Magnoliopsida, Asterales, Asteraceae. The transcript has 3 exons.